AAUAUAUACCAAACAAAUCCGCAAAAUAUGGUAUUAAAAUUUAUGAACUGUGUACUCCAGAUGGAUUUGUAUUAGACAUUCUUAUUUAUACAGGACGAGGUACGGUCAACAAUGAAACAGGACAUGCACAAUCUGUUGUAACGCACCUAACGAAACGUAUUCUUGGAAAAGGACAUAUACUUUAUCUGGAUAACUACUAUAAUAGCGUAAAGCUAGCCAAUUUUUUAUAUGAAAAUAAAACUCAUGUUGUGGGUACUUUGAGAAAAUCCCGAAAAGAAAAUCCGAAAGUUGUAGUGAAUGCCAAACUAAGAAAAGGUCAGACUAUUUUCAGAAGAAAAGGCAAAGUUUUAGUUAUGAAAUGGAAAGACAAAAGGGAAGUCCUCAUGAUAUCCACAGCGCACUCAGCUAAAUGCACAACUCAUGUAAGUAAGAGAGGCACACAAUGUGAAAAGCCAGUCGCUGUAAUUGAUUAUAAUAAAUUUAUGUCUGGAGUGGAUAGAUGCGACCAGAUGGUGUCAUACUACACUACGCCAAGGAAAACAAUUCGAUGGUACCUGAAAGUAUUUUUUCAUAUGCUUGAUAUUUGUCUUUGGAAUAGCACAUACAUAUACAAUCUGAAACAUCAAAAGAAAAUCAGCUAUCUUAAGUUCAGAGAUAUGGUCAUAUCUAGCUUGUUGUUGCCGAUACCGGAAAAUGUGCCUAGAAAUAGAUCAAUUAAUCGAUCUGUAAGCCACUAUCCAAAAAAGAUUGAAAAAAGGAUCAGAUGCCAAAUUUGUUCCUCAAAAAAAAUUAGGUCACAGACUUUUUAUAUUUGUGACGUAUGCAAAGACAAUAAAGGUAAAGUAAUUGGCCUUUGCGUCGAUCCUUGCUUCAAAGAAUAUCACGAGAAGAGUACAUAGGACAAUUUAUUUUUGAUUCAAACUUUUUAAGAAUAAGUUUUUGAAUAUUGAAAUGUACGGAGUUUUUGUUUUAGUUUUGAAAUAAUAAUUAUUGUUUUAUUUUGUGUUCAAUAAAUUGUUAAAAACAUAUUACAGUCGAACCUCUAUAACUCGAACCUCUAUAACUCGAACCCCUCUUCAACUCGUACUCUCUGAGCGUUCCCUUCACAUUCUCGAAAAUUCCCUGUAUUUCGACCUCUAUAACUCGAAUUUCUAUAACUCGAACACCUCUUCAACUCGAACUCAAUGAUGCGUCCGUUCAGAGUAAAGAUCUCUUUAAGUCGAACAUUCGAAAACAAUCAAAUCGGAGUUUUGGCUUCUUGCCACAAGGUGUCAGCGUAGCUGGCUGAGAUGCUCGCGUUACCGACAUUUUAGGGUAUUCCCCCAACCAAGUGUGAAAUACCGCGAAUGAAACAUCAUAACAAUAACACCAAUCUGAUUCUGGAAUGAAAUAUGUUUGGAGUUGGUGAGAUGUCGAAGCCGCGUAAACUGAAGUCUUUAACGAUCGGAAAGAAGUUAGAAAUUUUAAAAAAAGUGGAAAAUCGUGUCAACAGAAAAAUCAUUUGCCAAGAAUAUGAUAUUCCGAAAAGUACAUUAUGCACUAUAAUAAAAAACAAAGAUACAAUAGCUAAGUUUGGUGCAGAAGUGAAUAACCCUUGUGUAGUGAAGCGAAAUAAGCCUAAGAAGAAAGUGAACACUGCAUUGAUCAAGUGGUUCGAAGCUUCAAGAAAAGCAAAUUUGCCAAUCUCAGGGCCCAUUUUGCAACAGAAGGCAUUAGAUUUUUCCAGAAAAUUGGGAGAUGAAAAUUUCAAGGCUAGCUCGGGAUGGCUUGAAAAAUUCAAAAAAAGACAUGGUGUAUUGCAAAAAAAAGCGUGUGGGGAAAGUGCUGCUGUUAAUCAAGAAGAGUGUGAUAACUGGAUUCGAGAUGUUCUUCCUACAAUUUUAGCUCCUUACGAAGCUGACGAUAUUUUCAACGCAGAUGAGACUGGGUUGUUCUUCAAAUGCUUACCAGAUAAAACCUUAACUUUCAAAAAUGAAAAAUGUUACGGAGGCAAAUUAUCCAAGGAAAGGGUGACUCUUUUAUUAGCAGCAAAUAUGAGUGGCAGUGAGAAAUUGAAACCUGUAAUAAUAGGGAAAAGCGCAAAGCCACGAUGUUUCGCAGGAGUGAAAUGUUUACCCCUUACUUAUUACAGUAACAAAAAGGCCUGGAUGACGAGUGAGAUAUUUGAAAAGUGGUUGUUGAAUCUAGACAAACAUUUCCAACUUCAAAAUCGUAGAGUUCUAUUACUGAUUGACAACUGCCCUGCUCAUCCAAAUAUCGAUCAUCGAUUGAAGGCAAUAAAGUUGAUUUUUUUUCCACCCAAUACGACAUCAAAAUUACAGCCUCUUGAUCAGGGAAUUAUAAAAAGUUUCAAAUUUCAUUAUAAACGCAGGAUCUUACAAACAGUACUAGAUGGAUUUGAGUCCAAUGGCACUAUCCCCAAAAUUGAUCUCUUGGAUUGCAUUCAUACGUCGGCGGCAGUGUGGAGAGUAGAUUUAACCCAGGAGACUAUUCAAAACUGCUUCAGAAAGGCUGGUUUUGGGACACAUAACUUCUAUGACUAUGAAGACGAACUGCCGCUAUCAGAAUUGAAAAAAAUUAUGACCAGUGAACAAAAGGUAGCUUUAGAUCUCCAAGAGUCUGUUUUUAAAUGUUUGGAGGUAUUGAAUGCUGAUGAUAAGGUUUCUUUGGAGGAAUAUAUAAAUGUGGACGUGGAUCUUAUAACAAGUGAAAAUCCUUCAGAGGAUGAGAUCUUGGAAUAUGUGAACAAUAAACAAGAAGACUUGGAAAAUUUUUCAGAGACCAUACCUGAAGAUGACGAUGAAGAUGACAGUGUAGGAGCUGCAAGACAAAAGCCUUCUGACGCUGAAGUUGCUAAAGCAAUUGAAACCAUUCGGCUUGCGUUUUCAAUGAAUGAGGCUGCAACUGAUGACGAUUUAACUCUCAUAUUCGAAAUAAGCAAGAAAUUUGAAGCCUAUCGUCUAAACAAUAAAACAUUUAGGCAAACUUUAAUAACUGAUUUUUUUUAAUUCGUUAUUGUUUUAAGAUCAUAUUCUAGUUUGGAUGAUUCAAGUUAUCAGAAAUGAAUUUUAGUUUGUUAUAUUAUUAUUAUGAGGUAAUAAAUUUUUUUUGGAAAGUAUGUGUUGGAUAUUUCUCUAAGUUGAACUCUCCAUAACUCGAACUUUUUUCGCUUUCCCUUCAAGUUUGAGUUAUAGAGGUUCGACUGUAUU
This is a messenger RNA of Harmonia axyridis, 3209 nucleotides long. RefSeq names its product tigger transposable element-derived protein 4-like. Gene Ontology annotation, cellular component: nucleus. Bases 1392 to 3008 code for a protein of 538 amino acids. The record is from RefSeq and is a predicted model, not a curated record. The transcript is spliced from 2 exons. NCBI's taxonomy places the organism in Eukaryota, Metazoa, Arthropoda, Insecta, Coleoptera, Coccinellidae. Gene Ontology annotation, molecular function: DNA binding.